This is a messenger RNA of Penicillium griseofulvum, 972 nucleotides long. RefSeq lists its product as uncharacterized. Lineage: Eukaryota; Fungi; Ascomycota; Eurotiomycetes; Eurotiales; Aspergillaceae. Bases 1 to 972 code for a protein of 323 amino acids. The record is from RefSeq and is a predicted model, not a curated record. The transcript is spliced from 2 exons.
AUGGAGCCUAUCCGGAACGUCGCACUCUUGGGGAAAGGAUUGCUGGGAUCCGCAGUCUUGGAGCAGCUUGUGAAUACUGGCUUUCAAGUCACGGUGCUAAGUCGCACAGCUAGCUCAGCAGACGGACCCCCUUCUAGCGUCAGGACUGUGCAAGUAGAUUAUGCAUCUAUCGACAGUCUUAUAGCUGCACUCCAGGGUCAGGAUGCUGUGGUAUCUACCGUUGGAACUCCCGGUAUUAGCGCGCAGAAGACGGUCAUCGAUGCCAGCAUUCAGGCUGGCGUCCGACGCUUCAUCCCUUCCGAUUUUGGGGCGCUUACGACCAGACCUGGAGCAGAGUCCCUCCCGCUGAACGCUUUAUGGAUAGACAUCCAGAACUAUCUCAAAGAGAAAGCGCUUAGUGGGCAAAUUGAGUACACACUCUUUGCUGUUGGGCCUUUCUUGGAAUUUGUCAUGUCGAUGCCGUUUCUGAUCGACCUGCAAACCCAGACUACUGUCCCACUGUAUGACCAUGGUGUGCAUACUUUCAGCUCAACCAGUGUGUCAAGUGUCGGAAAAGCCAUCGCUGGUGCUCUGAAGAAUGCUGCAGCAACAAAAGACCGCAUGGUUAGCGUUCACGACAUUGUCCUAACUCAAAAUAAAGUUCUGAACCUGGCGAAGAAGUACUCGGGGCCUGAUGUCAAAUGGAUCGAGAGUCCAGUGGAUGCAGCAGCUGAGCUUGAGGCAAUUCUUGAAAAUACCAAGCAGGGUGACCUGGACCUCUUCAAAACACUUGCGCUGCUGAAAGCCGCACUUUUGGGUGGCAAGUACGAAGCCGAGUUCAAGAUUUUGGAUAAUGACCUUGUCGGGGUGCGCGUUCUUUCCGAUGAUGAAUUUGAAAAGAUUUUUGCCACGGCUUUUAAGCCAAGCCAGAUGUUUGCACUGGAGGAUCUCAAGUCGAAUGUUGAAGGGAUUCAAGGCGAGGCUGAGCAAUAA